Molecule: messenger RNA, 1047 nt
Organism: Cyphellophora europaea CBS 101466
Lineage: Eukaryota; Fungi; Ascomycota; Eurotiomycetes; Chaetothyriales; Cyphellophoraceae
Exons: 2
Coding region: 1-1047 (348 amino acids)
Source: RefSeq, a predicted model, not a curated record
AUGCCUGCCCAAGAUGCAGCUAGCCAUGAGCCUGCAACGGUCACGAACCCGAGUCAGGUCCUCUCACAUAGUGAUGAGCCUCAGCGUUCUCAGGAGGCGCAGAAGAACAAGGCCAUAUCUUCCAUCAGCAACAUCCUCAAGUGGCUCUGUUUCGGGGAACGUCGAAAGGAACAGGACGGUAGAUCCAUGACUUUCGCGAAUCUGGACUAUAUUCUGCCACAAUCGCUUGACGAUAGCAGCAUUCAAGCGGCUGUCUUUGAUUUCUUCAGACGUAUCGACGCGCAUGUCAAUAGCCGCUUCUAUCCGGACCAUGUUCGCCUUGACGAGGAAGACGCUGUCAAUGCGGCACCUCAGUCGGCACACCAUGCUACGCAGCCAGGUCUUGACGUUGGCGCGUUACUCCGCUAUGAGCGAGCCCGCUUCCAGACGAUCAAGUCGCUGAUUUGCGGCGAGGUGCUUGAAGCCAUUGAUUUCUACGGCGAUCAAAGCAAGUCGCUGUUGCCGAAAGUUGUCACAGCUUUCUUGAGUAAGGUGGCUAAACGACGCGAAGACGAUCAUCCAAAUAGGCUCUCCACGUCUCGCUGGAGGACGAGCACCGGCUAUCUGCUCGGCGACCGCCAAAGUCCUGAAGACCAGGCAGCUCGUGACGAGGCCAUCCAAAAGAUUAUUCAGACACUCAACCCUAUUCUGCAGCCGUUUGCUGACCCGAAACACGAGGACACUCGCCAGGCUGAUCUUGUUUUCAUCUGCAGAAAGGCUGAGCAGCUCGGCAUGAUACUACUUGCUCAGCCAGCCGAAUGGAUGUUCGACUGGACGUCAGAUCCGGAACCUGUGUCUAAAGAACCAGGAAGAUGCCCGGUCACCUCUCGCCCAUUCGUUGUGUUUCCAGCCUUGGUCAAAGUCACUGACAAAUCUGCUCGAGUCAUUGAGCCGCCGCAGAUAGUUUUGAGUCAGAAGAAAGUGUCUUUUGGAAGCUGGAAGCUUGACGCCCAGGUCCUUUGGGAGAAGCCGCCUCAUGGGGGAAGCAAGGAGGAUGUCACGCCGUAG